AUGUGGAGCUGCGUGGUCUUGCAGAAGACCAAGGGUGUCAUGAGGUGGACGAGGUUGGUGAAGGGCGCCACUGGGCAAUUGAAGGCGGUCGUGCGACCUGGGCACACACAGGUGUAGGAGAGCCGUGCCGCCAUGCAGGAGGUGAUGCCCCAGCAGCUGCUGCUGCUGCUGUGUCUCUCGCUGGGAGUCAUCGGACAAAGCUCACCAGGAGGGGCCGCGUGUCCCGAGCGAGCCAAGGGCCUCGUCCCGUGGCGCCCGGGCCACGACGCGAGUCUCCGCGCGGACAUCGGCCCCGGCAAGGCCCUCCUCCUCGUGGCCUCCGCCUCCUUCCACUCGGUGCACGUGCACGGUGGAGGGAAACUCGUGAUCGCCGACCGACGGGAUGAGGCCAUCGUGGUUCGAACUCGCUCCAUCCUCAUCGAGGACGGAGGGGAGCUCCACGUGGGCAGCGAGGACUGCCCUUACCUGGGCAGCCUGACCAUCUCACUCUACUCCAGGUCGGACGAGGUGACGGAGGAAGCACACCCUUACUUCGGCCUCAAGUUCGUGGGAGUGGGACGCGGCGGGACCCUGGAGGUGCACGGAGCGCCAAAACUCUCCUGGACCUUCCUGAACGGCACCGUUCACCCCCCUCCGCCGGGCGAGGAGGAGGAGGCGGCGGCGGGUGCCGACGGGAGCCACGGGAGGAGCGGCAGCGCCGCCGUGAAGAGCUACCGCCUCGAGCGGAGCUGGGGGUACCGCGGCAUCGUGGUGCACGUGCUGGACCACAACACCGGCGCAGUGCUGUCCGUAGACCGCUUCGACACGUUCAAGAGCCGCGCCGAGUCUCGCCGCCUCGCCUCGCACCUCGACUCGCUCCCUAGCGGCCGUGUCGUCUCCAUGGCCGUCAACGACGACGGCGGCUCGCGCAACCUCGACGCGACCGCGAGGGUCGCCGUGCAGAGGCUCGGCGGUCGUGCCGUGGGCCGCCUCGCGUUCCGGCAGCCGUGGGCGUUCGUGGCCGUGAAGGGAGAUCCCAGCUCCGCCGUGGAGUCUCAGGGGUCGACUGCAGGAACCACGGGUCGAACGAUGGCGGAGGCGGCCAAACUCUUCCGCACCGCCGCCGGUGACCUCUACACCGUGUCGACGCUCAGCGAGUGGACCCAAGACGUGGAGUGGACGGAUUGGUUCAACCGGGACGACCAGGGCGGCACGGGCGAUUGGGAGAAUCUCUCGACCCUGAGGAGCGAGAAUCCCGGGGCCAUCUGCGCUCACCCCCUCGACAUCCAGGUGACGACGCUGGACGGGCUCCCGGCCGAGCUCACGCUCCAGGGAUUCCACCGCAGCAACCGGGCCUACGGCUUCGCCUGCCGCAACCAGGACCAGCAGGGCGGCCGCUGCCACAACUACCGCGUCCGCUUCCUGUGCGGCCGCAAGGCUCGCCCGUCGGUGCGGGUCACGGUGGAGCCGCUGUCCAACGCGACGGUGCUGACCCUGGCGGAGGACGCGCGGUCGUGGCGCGCGGGCGAUCGCGUGGUCGUGGCGAGCACCGACUUCUCGAUGCACCAGGCGGAGGAGUUCACGCUGCUGCCGUGCCCCGAGUGCGCCGCCAACCAGGUCAAGGUGGAAGGCAAGCCGCGGUUCACGCACGUGGGCGAGGUGGUGGACGGCGUGGACAUGAGGGCCGAGGUGGGGCUCCUGACGCGGAACAUCGUCGUGCAGGGGGAGAUGGAGCCCAGCUGCUACGGGGACAACGCCUGCCGCUUCUUCUCCUUCGACACGUUCGGCGGUCACAUCAAGAUGGCCGCGGGCUUCAAGGCGUGCCACCUGGAGGGAGCUGAGCUGCGCCACAUGGGCCAGCAGACCAUGGGGCACUACCCCGUGCACUUCCACGUCGCGGGGGACCUGGACCAGCUGGGGGGCUACGACCCCCCCACGUACGUGCGGGGCCUCUCCAUCCACCACUCCUUCUCCCGCUGCCUCACCAUCCACGGCUCCAGCGGACUCCUGGUGAAGGACGUGGUUGGCUACGACGUGCUGGGCCACUGCUUCUUCACGGAGGACGGCCCCGAGGAGCGCAACACGUUCGACCACUGCCUGGGCCUCGUGGUGCGCGCCAGCUCGCUGCUGCCCUCCGACCGCGACGUGCGGAUGUGCCGCACCAUCCGCCAGGACGCGUACCCCGGAUACGUGCCGCGCCCGCGCCACGACUGCACCGCCGUAUCAACCUUCUGGCUGGCAAAUCCCAACAACAACAUCAUCAACUGCUCCGCUGCCGGCUCGGAGGAAGGAGGUUUCUGGUUCGUGUUCCACCACGUGCCCACGGGGCCCUCGGAGGGGAAGUACGCUCCGGGCUACACCGAACACAAACCCUUCGGCAUCUUUGCCGACAACCGGGCGCACUCAAACUACAGGGCCGGGAUGAUGCUGGACCACGGAGUGAAGACGACGAACGCCAGCGAGAGGGACAAGCGGCCGUACCUGUCUCUCGUGAGCUGCAGCUAUGGCCCCCACGUGGACGCCGAUCCGUUCAAGCCGCGGGUGCCGGCCCUCAUCACGGGCUUCGUGGCCUUCCGCAACCAGGAGCACGGGGCCUGGCUCCGUGGCGGGGACGUGUGGCUCCGCCACUGCCAAUUUGCAGACAAUGGCAUCGGACUCACUCUUGCCAGCGGGGGAACGUUCCCGGAUGACGACGGCUCGAGGCAGGAGGUGGUGGACUCGUUGUUCGUGGGCGAGAGCCACAACCGGGGAUCACGCGGCGGCGGAGGAGACGAGUUCUGGGGCCCGGGGAGUCUGGACCACCGGGGGCGCACGCUGCCCCGCGGCAUCACGUUCCCCGUGCGCGGGCUGCAGGUGUACGACGGGCCGCUGCGGGUGGAGCGCGUGACCUUCCGCCGGUUCGCGGCGCUGGCCGACCGGCACGCGAGCGCCAUCGGCUUCCGGCUGAACAACGCGUGGCAGAGCUGCCCCAACAACAACCUCUCCGGCAUCGUCUUCGAGGACGUGCCCGCGGAUUCGCGCGUCUUCUUUGGCGAGCCGGGGCCCUGGUUCCGGGACAUGUCCAUGGACGGUGACAAGACGACCGUGUUCCGGGACGGCGACGGAUCCGUGUCGGGUUUCCCCGGCGCCUUCCUCGUGAAGCACGACGACGCGCUGCUGCGCCACCCGGACUGCGUCGACGUGCCCGAGUGGCGCGCGGCCGUGUGCAGCGCCAGAUACGCACAGGUCUACAUCCAGGCGAGGAGCCCGUCGGACGGGCGGCUGUCGCUGGUACGGGACGAGUUCCCCGGGCAGGCGCUCACGCUGGAGGGCGCACUCGCCCGUGGGCUGCACUACCAGCAGUACCAGCCGGUGCUCAUGCUGUCCAAGGGGUACACGGCGCACUGGGACACGCGCGCCCCCCACGAGCUCACCGUCUGGCUCAUCAACUUCAACCUCAACGACUGGGUGCGCAUCGGCUUCUGCUACCCACGCGGCACGACGUUCAGCGUCCUGACGGACGUGCACGACCGCCUGCGCCGCACCACGCAGCGCACGGGCACGCUGGCGCGCGUCGCCUCGCUGCAGCGGCUCGAGCACCCGCCCCGCGGCGCGCACGCCUCACCCUCCUCCACCGGAUUCUACUUCUUCGACGAGGACACUGGGCUGCUGUUCCUGCGGCUGCAGGCACAGGCCCCGCGGGAGGGCGACGCGUUCUGCUCGACCCGCGGCUGCGAGCGCGUCAAGGUGAAGGCGAGCCUUCCCACCGGCGCCAGCACCGUGGCGGCGGACUGUCGCGCCAGGGCCUACCCCAAGUACGCCGAGCCCCCCACGGUAGACGUCCCCAUGCCCAAGCGGCGGCCCAGCAUCUACGCCGAUAGCUGGCCGGGCAACUUUGUGGAGGUCCAGGUGGAGUCUGCAAAUUCGUGGCACCCCAGCCCAAAGCACAACUAUGCCACCACCACUGUAAACGGCCAGGCAUACUACCAGCUGGAGGAUGGUCUGCAGGUGAUCUCUCUCAACGGCUCAACCGGCACCCUCGUCUCUCGACGCGUCUUCAAGGCCUCCCAGCUCCGCUCCAUCCCAACCUUCCUGCUGUACCACCUCACUCACAACGUGCCGGACGGCUCCGUUGUGCUGGUGACCUCCAAAGGGAAGUUCGUCACGGAGGACGGCAAGUGGAAGAAGGCUCUCGCAACCAUCGGAGUGGAAGCCGGAGCCAAAUACCUGGACAAAAUGGUGCUCGUGGGUUUCAAGGGCGGCUUCCGGCCGGACUGGGUGAAGUUCGCGAGCAGCAAGCACCACGCCAAGAUCCACCAGCUCGUGUCCGUGCCCGUGCUUCGGAAGUUUUCCACGGCGUACAGCGUCGCCGAGCCGCUGUGAAGGACGCCAUCGUCGAGUUGAACUCUGACCCCUCCCACACCCUCCCCCCCAGUCCCCAACUACCAGCUUCAAGGCAAAAGUCCACUGAUGGCUGAGUGAAUGUACGAUUUCGUGGAAGUGCUGAGGGCGUCGUCGUUUCGCGGAUGAUUUUUUUUGUUGUUGCUGCGCGCGGACGGAGAGCGGCGACAAACGUGCAACCCACGCGGGCGGGGGGUUUUUACGUGCACUUGCGACGACGAGGUGUUCCCUGCGAGGAGUUGUGAUCCGUGGAAUCGCGAUCGUAAUUGGGACGCGGACAAAGCGGCGCAGUUAGGAUUAACGAAGGGCGGGAUUUCCCAGAUGCUGGUGCUCGCGAGCCACCGCAGUAUUGCUGUCCACGUUUUACCGAUGUUCAGUCAUUCAGAUACAAACGUGGCUACGUACUGCACACGCCCGAUGAUUGGUAAAUGCGCAUGUAGAUGUGUCGGGCUUGAUGUGCGGAGCGCCGGUUCUGAUUCACGUCAUCCGAGAUUGAAGCGGCACUCUCGACGGCAACACGGAACCGUGUCUACUAAUCAUCGGACACGUGCGAUGCGUAACGAGUUCAAUUGACAGUGAAUGGAGAAGAUCGCUAAAUCUGGGAAUGCGGACAGACUGCGUGCGGUUGGUCGCGAGGAGUAGAAUUCACGAAACCCUCGGGUAAGGUUGGGAUUUGUUGUUGUGAGAACAAGGACCGGGCAUGUUGGCAUUGUAUCUAGAAGGUAAGCGAGUUGUUUUCCAAACAAGAGCCAGGGCUUCAUUUUGUCUGGGCCUUCUGGGUCAGCGCUUGUGGCGACUUAGUCACGUGCCAAAGAACUCCAGUCUACCAGCGACCCAGAUAGUGUCGAGUGAGAUAUUUUAGCCCUGAUAAAAGGGAAUGUGGUGCGUUGAAGUGAAUUCUGAACAGUGUACAUAUACGGUGUUUCGCUGCAGAGAGCUGUUGAGCUAACGCGUAGAGCUAACACGACACUGAUGCACAGAACCUACUGUUACAACAACGACGGAAAAAACCUGCAGCAUUGUGUUAAACUUCGGUUUCAUUGUUCAUAUUCGAUUCAGAAAAGUUGAACGCAAUAUUUAACUAUCGGUCAUCUUUUGCGACGUCGGGAUAAUGAUAUUUAAACAUCACUCGGUCGGUCAAAACCUUCACAUUAGCCAGGUGAUAGCUUAUUGAGUCUCUGAAAAAAAUUACCCAGAAUGACCGCCCGAUCUCAUCACAUCUCGGAACUAAGAAGAGUUCAAAAGAUGUCAGUUCCGGAAAGUACAUUGUUGUACUGUACUAUUCUCCCACGUCUAUGGUUCUUCCCAGGGCUUAAUGUCAGCCGGACCUGUCUGGUGGCUGAGCUCCAGAAAAUAAUUCCCCCCCCCCCAGCCCUUUUCUCCACUCUCAUAGGGGGCUAGGUUUGGGGGGGGCAGCGGUGGGGGGACAGUAAAUAUUGCAUGAAAAAAAAUUAAGCCCUGUUCCCCCACCUUCACUAUCCCGCACUGAUGGGCGUGGUAAAGUAUGCUCAAACAACCCAUAUAAGCCAGCCAUGGCAUGCGGAUAAUCCUCUCGUCCAGCGGUGGAUUCGACAAAACGAACUGGACACGCACCCUAAAACUAAACUUCUUUUACCGGGCAAGGCCCACUGAGCUGUAUAGCUCUUUUUCAGAAGCGACAUGGCCACAAAUGAUAACAAAGUGGCUCAUCAUGUGAAUUAUCUCUAAGCACAUGUUGAUUCUAAAUGUGGAAGGUUAAACCAGAGGACCAGGAGAAAAAUCCACGCGACCACGAAGAGAGAGACACGCAAACUCCAAAUAUACAGGCAUCAGGGUCGGGAUCGAACCCACGAUCUCCUGUAUACCAGGUGAGGUGGCUAACAUCUUGUCGCCGUGGCACCCGCACGACGACAGCACAACCGAGACCACGAGAGAGACCGCGGAUUACGCCGGAUUGACAGCCGAGCGCGGGCUCUUCGUCCCGAAAGGAACCGCUGGGGUUUAGCGAUCGGAGCUCAAGAUUGCGGCCGGAUUGAGCCUGUUGUCCAGGCGACUGCGUCCGGUCGGUGGCCGGUUCACGAGAGAAGGGAGCCAACUCAAGUGUCCCCGGCUUGUUGGGGACAGCCUGACCGUGGUGCUAGCGCUCUCUUGCUUUCACUCGUGACCGUCGAAUUCACCACUCGGAUUCUUCCUUUGCGUGCUUUGCUUGAUCACAUUUUGUGAAUGCGUGCUUCUAAGAGGUGGUGGGGCGGGAACGAGAUGUUAAAAUUGUCGAGCUCACCCCGUUUUCAAGUCGAGUCUUUGUGUGGCGGCGGCGGUGUCGCCAUCGUGCAUUAUUAUUUAUACUGCAGCUUCUGUUGCCGUACAUCUUAGUGGAAGUGGCCAUCGAACGUGCAGGUGGUGCAACUGCACCAGGGCACCAGGGGCCAGUCUAUGACGGAGGGGAGGGGGGGGGUGAUUGGGUGUAGGGCCCCACACAUUUAAUUCCUUGCACCAGGGCCCAUGCAAAUCCUGCUUCUCCACUGACCGACUGUAUUAAUUAUUUUGUAAUAUAACUCUUGCAACGCUGAUAUGGGGGAAGGCACGCGCCAACAUAUUUAACUGCUGCAAGUGUGGGUUAGCAUAGAUAUAUCUCGUUACCAAAACUGUCACGUUGUAUAUAGUUUUUUUUGGAGGGGGGGGGGGGUUGGCGGGGUGGAGGUGAUGUUACAGUAUGGGGGACGCGAGUUCUUUCUAAUUGUAAAUUCUGCACUUGAAAUCUCCAAUUUUGGGUUGGGGGGGGGGUAGUGGUGGAGACAUUCAGGAGGAGCCCUUUGACAGGAGGAAGAUUCCACCACCACCAGCACCCCUCAAGCCUCGCAGUUUCUAAAACGCCAUCUCGAAAGAGAUACGACACGAAGCGUGAAUGUGCCUGGCAUGGUGUUACUCCACGCGUGUGUACUCGGUUCAACCCUAACGAGAUGCUUCCAUCGACUGGACUGCUUCUGUAUGAGGAUUUCAUUACCAUCGUUGUUUUUUUAAUGUUGUCAUUGUCGCUGUUAUUGAUAACUGCUAGGAGUGGAACAAUGCACCUUUUUGAUGUCGGCCAAUUUCAAUUAUUUAGCACUUAGUUGCCACGCGUCGAAUCGCGUGCGUAAGAAUUGGAGAUGUUUUGAGAUCCGUUAUUAGUUUAUUGUGGGCUAGAUCAUGUAGGUAUAAUGUCAAACUGAUAAAUAUAACCCUCCAUCACCAAACAGAGCCAUCCACAUCACGUUGGCACGUUGGUAAACAUGCCAAUUGAUUUGGGGGCUGUUUUUUGUCAACACACCGGUGAGCUAAAGCAGUGAACUAUUUGUCUUUUGUCAACGUGACACUUUUUUACUGAUUGGCCGUGUCGGGUGGUGGAGGGUUACGACACAUUUAUAAAUAACGCGAUCUAAACCCAAAAACGUUGAUUAUGAAUAACAUUGGUCGCGAAAGCCUACGUGUUAAACAAACCAAAAGAAUGUUGGAAAGCAAGCAAAAUAGUGACAUAUUCUUGGUUCUUUCGGUAAAGUCACGUAGAAGGGAAAUAAUAAAUUAAUAAACUGAAAGGUUAUUACUUUAUUGAAUCCCUGCAGUCACGAAAGCUUUAAAUCAAAAAUCUUGACAAUUCACUUUUUUUCGCUGAAGUCAAGGCAUUAACAGAAGCUAAAACAAUUGUAGUCUGCGCUCCUUAAACGGGUGAAUAACGACACGAACUCUCUCAUGAAACCCUCUCGUGGCUGUCUGACCUCGACAUUGGCAUUUAUCUCCUGAAGAUAUUGCCAUAGACAAAAUUCGACUGUCCUGUGGCCAAUUCACAUUUCCCCCUGCAGCCACUAGCGGUGCUAUACCAUUCACCUUCAUAUGAAAACAAAAAAAUGGAAACUUGAUUCGCGGAUCAUGAUGACAAUUCGCGUAAAUUGCCGGAAGGAUUGGUGGAUUGUUUCACUCCUAACCAAGACAGUGCUGUAAUUUGUACACUAACACUAUACAUUAACUGUAGUUCAAGAUGAUGCUUUGGUUGGUAACGCUGCUUACGCCAAAUAUAUAGCUUGACAGCUAAGUAAGAUUAAGCGACUGCAAUGGGACACUUUAAUCUGUCUACUUGACUCUUAGCACAAUUUAAGGCAUAGAUUAGAGGAAAGUAAAUCAUUUGCAUUGUGUGUGUGUGUGUGUGCGGUGCAUGAUGUGGACAAUGUAAUUUAUUGAAAUGCAUAUAAUUCUCCCGAGAAUUAAUAACUUUUGUAACUUAAACAAUAUAUAGCUUUCUGAAAUCAUUCCGUUUAGCAAUUGCAUUGUACGUUAUUACGACUACUGUAGCACUUAAAUUGGCCUUUGGCACAGGCUCUGAGUCAUUGUGUCCAUUUUUUUUUUCAAAAAGUGGAGAAGAAACUAUACAGUAACCUGUAAUUAUACCGUGCAAAUUUUAAUGAGCAAUUACCCUUACGAGGCUUGAACGACCCACUAAAGAUUAUGUCGUUUGGUUUUUGAAUUUCUCCAUUACAAAAAUUAGGGCACCCCAUUCUUUUUGGUUGGCGUGUGGGUGUGUUGGAUGCGCGUGUGUCUGCAAUGUGCGCUGUGCUUGCAGAAAAUGUGCUUUGAGCAUUGCGACACAAAUAUUUCUCAAUUAAAACGAAACAGAAAACCGA
This is a messenger RNA of Lethenteron reissneri (Far Eastern brook lamprey), 8990 nucleotides long. RefSeq names its product cell migration inducing hyaluronidase 1 (gene CEMIP). NCBI's taxonomy places the organism in Eukaryota, Metazoa, Chordata, Hyperoartia, Petromyzontiformes, Petromyzontidae. The record is from RefSeq and is a predicted model, not a curated record.